AUGACAAAUGGUUUGGAGAUAGUUAAGUCUGGAAAGGAGUUGAAAAUAAAUUGCACGCUACGAGAUAAAAUGGUAAGAUUUUUUGAAAAUUGGUCAAAAAGUAAGUGGAAAAAGAAUUUUUUAAUAAAUUUUUGAGAAAUUUAACAUUUGACUAUUUUUAAUUGAAAAUGAAAUUAUAAAUUUUUUUGACCAAACUUAUUGAAAAAUGGAAAUUCUAUAGACUUUCUGACCGAUUUCUGCUUGAAAAUGGAUGUUCUAUAGACUUUUCGACCGAUUUUUGCUUCAAACUUAAAAUUUCAUAAACUUUUUGACCGGUUAUGACUAAAAAUUAAAAAAAUUUUUUUCUUUGAACUUUUGGACCGAAUUUUUUUCAAUUUUAAUAUUAACUAGCUAUUAUUCUAGCUAGCCAACCAAUGUAGUAUGGUAGUGACGCAAAACUUUUUGAGCGCUGACGACUUUACUGGUCUCGGCGAAUUGGCCGGUUUAUUGGACAGUUUCGACAAUAAUUCAAUGGCUAAUGGGCUGUGCGAGUAUGUCUAUACCUAUACUUAAGAUUUUGAUAUUUUUUGACUUUGAACGUCAAAAUUAAAAAAAAAUUUUGAUAGAAAUGGUAAAUUGAAAUUUCUAGGGACUUUUUGACCGAUUUAAAAAAAUGGAAAUUCUAUGAACUUUUUGACCGUUAAAAAAUGGAGGUUCUUAUUUAUAACUUAUUGAACGAAUUUUGAAAAAAUGAAAAUUCUAUGAACUUUAUGACCGGAGUCAAAAUGCUGUAAAGAAAGUUUUAGUCAAUUCUGGCAACUAAUGAUGUGUGCCCGCUUCGUGGGUCCAUGUUUUUCCGAAAUUCUAAGUGGCACCGAGUCUAUGAUGCUCUAUCGAAAAGUGGGCUAUGCGUUUGGGAUUUGCAGUAAUCAUACGGUUGAAGGUAGGGGUUUUUUAAUUUUGUUUUGUCUAGACAGGGCAUGUUAUUAAAAAGGUAGGGCGGUUCAGUUAGUGGGACUUGUUGAGACUAUGGUAGGGAUAGGUUAAGGCUAAAGUUGAGUUAUCUAAGGGCUGGUUUAUGACUAGGGUAACAAAGCAUGGUAGGGUAGAACAUGGUAGGGUAGGAUAAAGUAGGAUGGGAGAAGUUAAGGUAGAAUACGGUAGAACAGUAGGGUAGGGUAGAGUUACUGUAAGCCUAUUGGAUGUUUAUUUUAAGCCUGUGGUAGAUCCAAAAGGUAGGAAUAGGAUAGCGUAAGACUUAAGACUAGGGCAGGCUAGUAUUGAGUAGGUAUGAUAACGUUUGUCCUAAGACUAGGCUACGGUAAAUAUAGGGUUAAACAAUAAUAAAUGGUACUUGGGUAAGGCUAGAGUAGGUCUACAAUAAGGUAACACUUUUUUUGGAUCAUGGUAGGUUAGUGUUAGCCUGAAGUAGGGUGGGUAUUGUGGAUGUUGUUUACAGUAUAAAGCUCAUAAAAGUCAGUAUGUAGUACUGUACAUAUAUAUAAUAUUCAUUAUACGAUUGUUUUAGUAUCAAAGGAAAUUGAAGAUUGUCACGAUACCUUGAGCCGUUCUACUUGCAACUUCGAUAGCUUUGAUGAUGGGUCAGGAUGCAAGUAGGUUUAUAUUAGCUUAAACUACCCUUACGUCUUUAGUUUUACCGCUACGCCGACCUCUAUCCUGAUCUUGCUCAUACACUUACACCUACCCUUACUCCUACACCUACCCCUUUCUAUUACUUUUACCUCUAUCCCCACCCCUACCUCAUGGUAAUAUCUUUUAUUUCAGUGAAGAGUACUACUCAUGUGUAUUCAAACAAGUCACCGAAUCCUGUCCCGGUUUGUCAGCCGAAGGGAAACGAACCAUUUGCCUGAUCUUCGCCUACAGUCAACAAGUCGGCUGCCCCUACUUUUCGUUCUGCUCUCUAUAUGAACGUGUUAUCUAG
Messenger RNA from Bursaphelenchus okinawaensis, 1921 nucleotides. The record is from the annotation of a GenBank genome assembly. Lineage: Eukaryota; Metazoa; Nematoda; Chromadorea; Rhabditida; Aphelenchoididae.